This is a messenger RNA of Triticum turgidum subsp. durum (durum wheat), 1407 nucleotides long. The record is from the annotation of a GenBank genome assembly. NCBI's taxonomy places the organism in Eukaryota, Viridiplantae, Streptophyta, Magnoliopsida, Poales, Poaceae.
AUGCACCCGGACACCUCCGUAGCUGCGGUGGUCUGUGCGGCUGCUGUGCUGCUCAUCAGCAAUGGCUACCUCUCCAUGGCCAUGGUGGAGGACAAGAUCACAGCACUGCCGGGGCAGCCACCGGUGAGCUUCGCGCAAUACUCCGGAUACGUGGAGGUGGACGCCGCGAGGAAGAGGUCGCUCUUCUACUACUUCGCUGAGGCAGAGCUAGAUCCGGCCACCAAGCCCCUCGUCCUCUGGCUAAAUGGAGGACCCGGAUGUUCAUCUGUGGGGGUGGGAGCAUUCUCAGAGAAUGGGCCAUUCAGGCCCAGUGACAAUGCCCUUGUGAGCAAUGAGUAUAGCUGGAACAAAGAGGCCAACAUGCUCUAUCUGGAGAGCCCUGCAGGGGUGGGCUUCUCCUACUCCACUGAUCCUUCAUUCUAUGGGGGUGUUGGUGACAGCAUGACAGCCAGGGACAAUUUAAGGUUCUUGGAAGGCUGGUUUGCCAAGUUCCCACAGUACAAGGGCAGGGACUUGUACAUCGCAGGAGAGAGCUAUGCUGGCCACUAUGUUCCGCAACUAGCGCAGCGCAUGGUUGAAUUCGACGACAAGGAGAAGCUGUUCAAUCUGAAAGGCAUUGCUUUGGGCAAUCCUGUCCUCGAAUUCUCAACUGACUUCAACUCAAGAGCCGAGUUCUUCUGGUCACACGGGCUGAUAUCGGACUCAACUUACAACAUCUUCACGACGGUUUGCAACUAUUCGCGGUAUGUGAGCGAGUAUUACCAAGGCUCCAUCAGCACGGUGUGCGACAGGGUGAUGAGCCAAGUGACGAGAGAGACGAGCAGAUUCGUGGACAAGUACGAUGUCACCCUGGACGUCUGCAUUUCUUCGGUGUUGAUGCAGUCCCAAGUGCUCACCCCAAGCCCAAAUUCUACCGAGCAAUUGAACAGGGCGCUCGACGUGUGCGUCGAGGACGAGACGAUGAACUACCUCAACCGAAAAGAUGUGCAAAAGGCAAUGCACGCUCAGCUCAACGGCGUACCCAAGUGGACGGUCUGCAGCAGUGUUCUUGAGUACAAACAGCUGGACCUACAGAUCCCGACCAUUAACAUCGUCGGCGCGCUCGUCAAGUCUGGCAUCCCAGUGCUAGUUUACAGCGGUGAUCAGGACUCGGUGAUCCCCCUGACGGGCAGCAGGACGCUGGUGCACCGCCUGGCCAAGAGGCUCCGGCUGAACGCAACGGUGCCGUACCGGGUCUGGUUCCAAGGGAAGCAGGUUGGUGGAUGGACGCAGGUGUUCGGCGACGCGCUGUCCUUCGCGACCAUCCGGGGCGCGUCGCACGAGGCGCCCUUCUCGCAGCCGGAGAGGUCCCUCGUGCUCUUCAGGGCGUUCCUCGCCAGCCGGCCGCUGCCGGAAUCGUUCGAGUGA